Messenger RNA from Aspergillus niger, 984 nucleotides. RefSeq lists its product as uncharacterized. Gene Ontology annotation, biological process: carboxylic acid metabolic process. The transcript has a single exon. NCBI's taxonomy places the organism in Eukaryota, Fungi, Ascomycota, Eurotiomycetes, Eurotiales, Aspergillaceae. The record is from RefSeq and is a predicted model, not a curated record. Gene Ontology annotation, molecular function: catalytic activity. Bases 1 to 984 code for a protein of 327 amino acids.
AUGGCAUCCAUGAACCAAGUUCUUACUGAAUAUGCCACUCGCCGCGCGACACUAGAAGCCAGUAAAAACCCCUACGCCAAGGGAAUCGCCUGGGUUGAAGGGCAACUCGUCCCCCUCAGGGAGGCCCGCAUCCCCCUAAUUGAUCAAGGCUUUUUACGCAGUGAUUUAACCUACGAUGUCAUCUCCGUCUGGGAUGGCUGGUUCUUUCGCCUAGAUGACCACCUUUCCCGACUUGAAUUGGCCUGCGCGAAAUCGCGUCUCAAGUUGCCCAUUUCCCGCGAUGAAGUGAAACAAUCCCUGGUUAGGAUGGUCGCUCAAAGUGGUAUUCGAGAUGCAUAUGUGGCUUUGAUUGUGACGCGGGGAUUGCAGAGUGUUCGCGGUGCCAAGCCGGAGGACUUGGUGAACAACCUGUACAUGUUUGUACAACCCUAUGUAUGGGUAAUGGAACCAGAGGUCCAACGGGUCGGUGGAAGUGCUGUUGUUACUCGAACUGUUCGUCGGGUGCCCCCAGGAGCUAUUUAUCCUACUGUAAAGAACCUACAAUGGGGUGACCUGACCCGAGGUAUGCUCGAGGCCGCCGAUCGAGGCUCCAUGUACCCGUUCCUGACGGAUGGAGAUGGCCAUCUCACCGAGGGGUCCGGAUACAAUAUCGUUCUAAUCAAGGCCGGUGCCAUUUAUACGCCUGAUCGCGGCGUGCUGCAUGGUGUCACCAGGACAAGUGUCAUUGAUGUUGCACGAGCUUGUGGUAUCCAAGUUCAUCUCGAAGCUGUGCCGGUGGAGUUGGUAUAUCAGUGUGAUGAGAUAUUCAUGUGCACAACAGCAGGUGGAAUCAUGCCCAUCACUGAGCUGGAUGGCAAGCCUGUAAAUGGGGGGCGGAUUGGUCCGAUCACGAAGAAGAUCUGGGACGGGUAUUGGGGUAUGCAUUAUGAUCCAGCCUACAGCUUCGCAGUUAGUUAUGAUGACGGAUCAAAAGCAAAGCUCUGA